Molecule: messenger RNA, 912 nt
Organism: Colletotrichum lupini
Lineage: Eukaryota; Fungi; Ascomycota; Sordariomycetes; Glomerellales; Glomerellaceae
Exons: 1
Coding region: 1-912 (303 amino acids)
Source: RefSeq, a predicted model, not a curated record
AUGUCGUCCUCCACGCGCCUCAUCUCCGCCACCCCAAAUACAGCAUCCUUCCUAGCCGAGGCGCGCGCAGGCUUCACCGCAGACUUGGCCUCUCCACCGUCCACCGCCAGAGAACGACAGGAACUCUUGACCUCGAUCCAGAGUUUCGCGUUUCAAUUUCUCAAAGCCGCCGCUCACACCUCCCACUCCCAUCUCGAAGUCGCUCAGACGGACGACAGUCCAAGAGGGGAGCGAGAGGAGAGAGAUGGUCAUGCGGUAGAAGCAAACAUAGAUCCAGAAGCAGAGACAGACGAUCUCGCCCGGCAAGGUCUCAAUGUCCUCUGGGGAAUGUUCACGUCCACGGCGCAGGUAAUCGACGCAGCCGACGCGUUUCACGAUCGUCUCGUAGGUUUGCUGGCGUGGACGAGGGAGUUUGACGGGGCUUAUAGACGGCUUCAUGGUAUCGUCGGGGGUAUUGCCGGUGGUGGUGGUUGGGGGUCGUAUGGAUUCGGGCAGAGUCUACAGCUCGCGUGGGAGCAGCUCGUCACGGCAGACUUGCCGAGCGCGGCGGCGACGCGGAAAAGUCGGGAUCUUGCGGCGUUUUCUGCGAGGGUGUUGGCGAGGGGGUUGUGUGGAGAGUCUGUUGCUGGGACUGCGUUUUGGGUUUUUGAGAGGGCUUUGGGGGGAAACGGGGAUAGAGAUGAUGUUGUGUCGAGGGAGUUGAUACCUGCAGUUGGAGUAUGGUUGGAGCACGCAUCACAUGCCCUCCUCGCGCGUUGCUGUCCUUCUCCCGCGGCAGCUGGGCUUGAUCAUACUACCACCGCGGCAAUGGAUCCGAUCUCGCGGGCCGACGGUCCUUCAACGGACCGAAUCACCGCGACGAGUUCAGCAUGUCCCACUGGCUGCGCUGGCGACGCCGUCUCCAGGAGCUGA